AUGGAGACGGCAGGGACCAAGAAGAAAAAAACCCCCUGGACUCCAGUGGAUAAUUUCUUGAUCUCCUUGCAAAAAAAAACACCAAAUUAUCGAGUCGCAUGGGGGCAAUGUAUCUUAGAAAAGGACCAUGCGCUAUUUGGUUCCGGACAAACGCAAUUUGAAUCCCUGCCGGAUGAUGUCGAUCUACUUCCAACUGAAGAAGAGAUACAGGAACUGAUUGCGUACAAUGAAUCCACCAAAUAA
Molecule: messenger RNA, 243 nt
Organism: Puccinia triticina
Lineage: Eukaryota; Fungi; Basidiomycota; Pucciniomycetes; Pucciniales; Pucciniaceae
Exons: 2
Coding region: 1-243 (80 amino acids)
Source: RefSeq, a predicted model, not a curated record